This is a messenger RNA of Exophiala xenobiotica, 1383 nucleotides long. RefSeq lists its product as uncharacterized. The transcript has a single exon. The record is from RefSeq and is a predicted model, not a curated record. Bases 1 to 1383 code for a protein of 460 amino acids. Lineage: Eukaryota; Fungi; Ascomycota; Eurotiomycetes; Chaetothyriales; Herpotrichiellaceae.
AUGGGUGAUCAGAACAAGGACGCAGCAAAGCGCGAGAGCAAACGCUUGCAUAUGCGACAGAGUCUAGAUGCAAGCUUUGGCGACCCGCUCGAAGGGUUCAAAACACCUAUUGCAGCUCGCCAGAUUAGCAAGAGUAUCGACGACGAAUCCGCAGAGCUGGAAGGACGAAUCCGCAAGAUCUCAGACUCCUCAGACGAGCUAAUCGGCGACGGAGAAGAGAGAACGACAACGUACAUCAAUCAACGACAAGCAGUGGUCGAUGCAGUUGAAAAACAUAUCAAUAAAGCCCGCAGAAUCCUCAGCGAAGAACGCACUCAACUACUAGCGGGUCCCCGAAGAAACGAGCUCAAGAGGGCGUUGAGAGAACUCGAUGAAAGUGACAGCAUGCUACUGAAUGAGAGGACUGCACUGGCCGCCCACCGAAUUCGGGUCAAGUAUAGUGUACUUGGUCACCCGAGCAAUGUCAAGAUCGGUGAGGCGUAUCUGAUGGCCAUCACUGAAAACCUUCCUGAACCGGCCGAGGCAUCCUACCGAAAGAAACAUGCAAGAGCCAGUGCAGAUCAGACGUCUUUCCGCAACCGGUUGAUUAAGGCAUACAACGCCAAAGGGUCCAAGAUAUUGGAGACGCAACUGAAGACUCCCACUGUAUUCUUGAAACAACCAGAGAUUUGGUGUCCCGUUGCCGGAGAAACGUUCAAAGCAUCAGAGAUGAAAGCAGCUCAUAUCGUCCCCUAUUCAAUCGGCGAAACAAACGCUGCGUACCUAUUCGGAUCCGAAGUGAGCGCGGGAUACGACGUACUCUGGUCCGAAAGCAACGGUCUUAUGAUGAACGAGGUCCUCGAAGAAAUCUUCGACGACGGACGAAUGGUUAUUAUACCCGAUCCAGCAGACAAAAACGAGUUCAUCAGCAUCAUUUUGUCUCAAGCUCUUCUGAAGGAUAGUAGGCUGUGCCCAGCAAUUGAUGCGCCGUACAGCGCUCUGCAUAAGAGACGACUUCAGUUCCAGACAGGGGCAAGGCCCGGAAAACGAUACCUCUACGUGCAUGCGUUGUUGUCCCUCUUUCGACGUCGUCGGUUCGACGUGCCUGGUUGGGAAAAAGACCGGCAGCAGAUAUUCACCGGGCAGAUCUGGGCCACGCCAUCGAAAUGGGCACGAAGGAGCAUGAUUCAAGCAAUUGCUUUGGAAUAUGGAGACGUCUGGGAAGGCGCAGAGGCGGUCAGUGGCCUUGGAGAAUUUGAAGAUGCAAUGUCACCUGAGCAGGAGAAGGGUGUAGCCAUAGUGGUGAGGUAUGCAUGGGAGAACCGAGCUGGAAAGAUGGAGGACGACGACGACGAUGACGGUGACGACGGUGACGACGGUGACGACGACGAGAAGAUGUCAUAA